Messenger RNA from Eruca vesicaria subsp. sativa (arugula), 1533 nucleotides. NCBI's taxonomy places the organism in Eukaryota, Viridiplantae, Streptophyta, Magnoliopsida, Brassicales, Brassicaceae. The record is from the annotation of a GenBank genome assembly.
AUGCGACCUCGUCCCCCGCAGCGACCGCAACAACAACAACAACAUAACAAUGUGUAUCCUAAUCCCCACCAACAUAAUGGGUAUAAUCAGAACCCAAUGAUGAUGAAUCCACAGAUGAUGAUGAUGAUGGCUAAUCCAAUGAUGGGUCACAUGCCGCCAAUGCAACCCCAGUUCUUUAACAACAUGCCUCAACAACAACAACCACUUCACCAGUUUGGUUUGCCGCCAAACCCUAUCAACCAGUUUCUUCCAAACCUCUUGGGAAGCCUUCAGUUUGCCGCUGCUAAUAAUAAUAAUAAUCUCAUGGGUGCUUUCCAGCCACAGCUUAAUUCCUUUAACCCCCCUCCCUAUCGUCCUCCUCCUCCUCCACCUCAAAUUCAAAAUCAAAACCAAAACCAAAACCACCAGUUGGGCCCUCCAGGUUUCUCAGAACCAAGACCACAGGUGCAGUCUAUAGGAAACGUCAACAAUUCCAAUUCCAAAGGGAAUAAUUUUCGUAAUAAUUUUACUAAUCAACAGAGGUUCAAAGGCUCUGGUCAAGGAUCUCAGCCGUAUCAAGGAAACAAUGCAAAUAAAAAGUUCGGGUUCAAUAAGAAUCAUAAGGGAAAAGGGAAAAAUAAUAAGAUGCCAACUAGGGUUUAUGGAUCUGAUGCUGGUAACGUAGAUGAAGAAACGAAAAGAGUAUACAUUCCGAACUAUCCUCCAAAAGAAGUUCAGCAAUGGCGUCAAGCUCGGCGUAAGAAUUUUCCAACGAAACUCAACGUUGAAAAGAAAGUAAAGAAAAGUGAUUCAAGCGGCAGCCUUGACGAUGAAGCUAAACUACGUCGUCAGCAACUCCGGGAAGUUUUAGCAAAGCAGCGUGAGUUAGGUGUUGAAGUAGCAGAAGUUCCUUCACAUUAUUUAGCCAAUCCAGUUGAAGAAGACAACAAUGGACACUUCCAACACAAAGAUGGCAAAAAGGGAAGAUUUAAACAGAAUAAGAGAAAGUAUGGUGGAAAAGACAAGUUUAAUAAAAAACGGAAGUCCGAAGACAAAGAUUCAUCUCAAGAAUCUUCUUCCAUUACGACGAGAGAACCUACAUUGCUUGAGAAGCUCCUAAGCGCUGACAUAAAGAGAGACAAGAUCCAGUUGUUACAGGUUUUCCGCUUCAUGGUAAUGAAUUCAUUCUUCAAGGAGUCGCCAGAGCAACCUUUGGAAUUUCCUGUGGUUAUGGUAGAAGAGACUGGUUGUGAACAUGUUGAGGAAGUUUUAUCCGAUGAUGAUGAUGAUGAUGAUGAUGAUGUGGAGGGUGACUCAUGUGAUGAAGCUUCUGAUUGAUAAAUUUUAAGUUUUCUAUGUUUGUGAGCUAAAAAACACAUGACGUGUCUUAAGGAUUAGCCGCAGUAUCAAUCUAUUUGUGUUUCUUUUCUUAAUGAUUUGUUGUCUAGAGGAAAUAACGAUGCAGAGAGUUAACAUCUUAUUUUAUCAGUCAGAACACUGCAACAUUUAGUCCGUCACUCAACAUAUAUUUUGAAUCUACUAACUUUCUUCUUA